AACGUAAAACACAAUUGUUAUAUAUAUAGCGAAGUAUUUGUAAAAACGGCAUGUUUAUAUUUUGAAAAAUGUUGUUCUUCGACACCAGUAGAACGCGCUGAAGUCCAUUCCAUGUUGGAAAAAAGGAGGUAGGGAGUGCGUCAAAACGAUUGAACGGGCAAGAUAGGGAAGCUCCAGGCUUUAGCUAUUACAUCCAGUGGGCUAUGGUACAGUGUGCUGUCUGCUUUCGUCUUCACUAGCUUUAACUCUUCGACCUCGUAGUUUUUAUCGAUUUUUGGCUUUUAAUCUAGUCAUUUUACAAGCAACGCUAAGAAGGGAAAGAAUGGAGUAUAUUGUAAAACAAUAAAACGUUUUGUCACAAUUUCAAUUCCUUAAGGAACUAUUACAAGAUCGUAGGACGGUAGGAGCACAUGGCUCAGAAAUAUCAUCGGGAAAGCACACAGUACGAUUCGUUUUUGUAGGUUUCUUUGUGUUGAUGGAUUAGUCACCCUAGAGCAAUUACGAGUAUUUGGAUCAUAUACAAUCCAAUCCACAAAUUAAUGUUGAAGUUGCUGUGAAAUAUGCAACUAGCCCCUAGCAGAUGAGUUCGUUGGAACUACCUAGCCAAAGGUUCAGACUUUUUAUUUCAAGAUUUAAGUCCUGAGGCUGCGAUAUCCUGAAUUAGGUCGGGAAGGUGCCUUAAGUUGUAGAAUGAAAAAUAUUUCACCUUGUCCUUAAAUAUUUCACCUUGUCCUUGCCAUUAGCUUCUGUAGUCAACUACGCUUCUAGGUUCUAACGUGGACUCUUCACCUUACCCAUACAAAUUCCUUAGAGCUACACUUUCGAGGGGCAGUAGAUGAGUGAGGAGCUUCUCUACCAUACGGAGAUGAUUGUGUUGUCUCUACCAUUGUCUUCACAAUAGGAUAUGACAGAUGCCACGGCGAUGCCUUCAUUAGAGCGGGAACGAUCAGUCGAGAACAGCUGCUGUGCCUCUUCUACAACAGCAACAUCGUCCACAGCGUUACGACGCAAAGGCAGAUGCAAAUGGGUUAACGUGUCCAAAGGAUGGGGAUUCGUUACGCCGGACGACGGAAGUCCCGACAUCUUCGUUCAUCAGAGCGUGAUCCGGAUGAGCGGGUUUCGUAACCUGGCUGAGGGCGAAGAGGUCGAGUUGGAAACUAAAGACGUGGUAAAAGGAGAAGAGGCAACGAUGGUGACUGGGCCUGGUGGUUCUGAAUGUCGCGGUUCGCAAAGGCACCCAAAAAAGACGAUAAAAUCUAAAAGGAUCAGAUGCUACAACUGCGGAGUAGUCGGAAGUCACAUCGCUUCUAAAUGCACAAUGGGACCUCAGCCCAAAAGAUGUCACCAGUGCAAAGCAGAGGAUCACCUCAUUUCUGAGUGCCCUAGUAAAUCGGAACGUCGGAGUCGGGCUGCUAAUACAAAUACGGAAAGCAAGAAAAGCGCACCUGUCUGAAAAGCAGACGAAACUUUAGCGCAGCAUAAGCAGAUCCACCUGCAGCUCACUACGAGCCAACAGUUUUUCCUACCGACAUAACAUAACGAACAGCAGCAAACAGCCCCGCCAAUUAUCAAAUCCGGAAAUUUUUAUUACGUAAUGAAACAUAUCUUUAAAGGUACGUCGUUUAACGUAUCUAUCUGCCCCUCUAGCCUUGCUCAACUGCAUUCUAUUUCCACACACGCUCCUCAGGUCACAUGUUGAAAAAAAGUUCAAAAUAUUCAGAAUCAAAAAAAGAUUUGUCACUUUAUCCUACCAAAUGUUGUAUACCAUUAAACAUUUCUAACUAUUGUUAUUAUUAUGUACCUGUAGUUACAUAAUAAUGCCAUACAUUUAUCUACCUCGUUAAA
Daphnia magna is the source of this 1845-nucleotide messenger RNA. RefSeq names its product protein lin-28 homolog. Gene Ontology annotation, molecular function: nucleic acid binding; zinc ion binding. NCBI's taxonomy places the organism in Eukaryota, Metazoa, Arthropoda, Branchiopoda, Diplostraca, Daphniidae. The record is from RefSeq and is a predicted model, not a curated record.